Molecule: messenger RNA, 2409 nt
Organism: Pseudozyma flocculosa PF-1
Lineage: Eukaryota; Fungi; Basidiomycota; Ustilaginomycetes; Ustilaginales; Ustilaginaceae
Exons: 4
Coding region: 1-2409 (802 amino acids)
Biological process (GO): double-strand break repair via single-strand annealing; double-strand break repair via homologous recombination; mitotic recombination
Cellular component (GO): nucleus
Source: RefSeq, a predicted model, not a curated record
AUGUCCUCGGCCGCCAUCCACUCGAGCAAGCUCCUCCACGACUACCAAGAGCGCCAAGCAGCAGAGCAAGAGUCGAGCCGCGACACCUAUCCCUCGCGCUUCCCCUUUGGCGGCGAGGGAUCGGGCCCAUUUGGAGGCGCCAGCAGGUCAACGCCGGCCACAGAGUCAUUUGUCUCCUCCGCCACACCAGCGCCAUCCGCCGCCAUGGCACACCUCUCGCGCUUCGAUCCCGGCCCUUCCAGCCAUGCCGCCGCCGCCGCCGCCGACAACCCGCCGUGGGCCGACUCGCAGAUGUCGACAGCCACGUCAAGGCUUGCGCUGCGCGACAUCACCCAGUACGACUACCCCGCUGGAUGGGGCGCCCAGCCCAUGGCAGAGUACGGAGGCCUCACCCAGGACAGCGCAAGCCGCAUCGCCACCCUGCAGGCCAAGCUCAACCAGAAGCUAGGGCCCGAGUACCUCAGCCAGAGGCCAGGGCCGGGAGGAGGUCCCAAGCUGACCUACAUCGAAGGCUGGAAGCUCAUAGACCUGGCCAACGAGGUGUUUGGCUUCAACGGCUGGUCGACGACCAUCGUACGCCUCGACAUCGACUACCUCGACUGCUCGCCCGAAGGGACCCGCUUCAACGCCGGCGUCAGCUGCAUCAUCCGCGUCACGCUCCGCGACGGCGCGUUCCACGAGGACGUCGGCUACGGCAGCGCCGAAAACGCCAGGCAAAAGCAUGCCGCCAUUGAAAAGGGAAAGAAGGAGGCCGUCACCGACGCCACAAAGCGAGCGCUCAAGAACUUUGGCAAGCUGCUCGGCAACUGCACCUACGACCACUCGUUUGCCAAAGAGGCGCUCAAGGUGCCCAUCCCGGCACAGAAGUUCGAUCCGUCGCAGCUCCACCGUCGCACCGACAGCAGACCCCCUCCCCCUCCACCAGCGUCUGCAGCGAAUCCCGCAAACAUGGCCUCGGGGACGUCGGCCGAGGUUAUGGGUCCACCCGCCCCGCCGCGGCCGAUGAGGACCAACACGGCCCCGCCGCCCGCCGUCGCACCCAAGCCGCCAGCUGAGCCGGCACCGGUACCCAGGGACGCCGCGCGCGCGGGCGCCACUGACCAGGGCAGCGAGACCGUUAGCCCACCGACAGCGGCAGCAGACGCACCGGUGGCGAACGCGGCAAAUCCUUCAGAGACCCCGGCUGCCAUUGCGGCGCAGGCUCGCGCCGCUGCCGAGAGGCAGGAGCGGUCACAGGCGGCGCGCGCAGCCUAUCUCCAGAAGCAGCUCGAGCAACAGGCUCAGGCUCAGGCUCAGGCUCAGGCGCAGGCGCAAGCGCAGGGUCAGGGCCGGAAUGGACAACUUGCUACUGCAGGGCCGAGACGCUCCAUGACCGAGGCUCCAAGGCAGGCAUCGGGUGGCAGCAAUGGACAGGGAGCAAUGGCUGCGCCAUCGCGCACGGAUGCUCGGAUGUCGGCGCACGGCUCCGCUGCACCGAGCGACGAAUUCGGCGACGACAUCCUGGAUGAGGCGCUGGGGGGCUACGACGAGACCGACAUUGCCGAUGCCGAGGCAGCCUCGAUGGCGUUGGAGAUGGAGAUCGAAGCGGCAGCUGCCGCCGCCGAAGCCAGCGCCUUCGCCGACGAUGCUAGGCGCAACGUGGGCGGUGCGGACGACAGCGGUGUCUUUUUCAACGACGAGCAAGCGGCGCAGAUCCAGGUGAAAAAGGAGAAGGUGGCGCAGGCCGAGUCGCGGGCUUCUCCACACUCGGUCUCUGCGCCGGCAACGGGGGCUAGCAGGGAUACGGCGAGGGCAAAGGCGGCCGCCAUGCCGACAAGCCGCUCCCUCAGUCCGGUCAAGCAGGUUCAGCAGCAGGACUUGCGACCGCGGAGGGCUGGCAGCGUGGGCCGCUUCCUCUCGCCUCCGCCCGAAGAAGCAAACGGUGCUCUUCUGAACGGCGCAGGUACGGCGCAGGUCAAGGUCGAAGCCGUCAACGGAGUCAACCGGACCCGGCCGCAGAGGGCAGCGGCAGCGCCCAUGGGCGGGAUCGAGGCGGCCUCGUCGAAUGCGGUGCGACGCGACACGGGCAGAGCCCUGGGACGGUCGGUGGGUCAUUCGUACGUGGUGACGCGAGGGACCAAGCGCCACCACGGCGAGGGUGAGGGGGCCGUGGGUAUGGGCGCAAGCGUCUCCCCUCCUACCGGUCUGGCAGGCGGCGCAGCAUCGACGGCAAGCCGGCCACCUCAGCGCAACGGGCCGACGCGGCUCGCAGCGCAGGCGGGCUCGAAGACGAUGGCCUACUCGAGCGGCGCCGCUCCGACCUCGACGGGAUGGUCGCACAACAUGGGCGGCGAGCCCGUGUGUGCGCGGCAGCCGUUGGCGCAGUCGGCGGCGGGCGAUGACGGAUCCGCCAAGCGGCCACGUCAAUAG